CGGUGAAGGAACAGAGGCUGGUGCAGUUCCACAGGUUUCUGUAAAACUGGACAAACGGCGUGAAUCAGCUCAACAGGAGAGUCACUGUGGAGGGAAACGGCUGUGGGACCUGAUUUUCACUAAAAGUUGCUGUGACCGGAUUUUGCCUAUGAUUUUUUAUUUUUAUUUAAUUUUUUUAUACUUAAAAGCAUGUAAGGCAUGUUAAAUUGGAGACAGCAGUUUAAGAAUAAAGGAAACUAUCAGACCAAUCACAGCGGGAAAAUGUCUUCACGCCCUGUGACAUAAGUAAGGAUCCUACAGUUCAUUUUUGUUGUAAACCAUGGCAUCUGGAGAGAAAGAGUCUCGAGGGAGAGGCCUUGCUUCUCUCUUUCCAUGCUGCAACAGAGAAAAUGACCAACCAGAAAUUCGCUACUGUGGUGAAAAUGUCAAGGCGAUGGAGCCUACGAUGCCCAUGCCUCCCAUCCAGGAGCUGAACUCCAAGUUCACCGAACUAGUGGAUGAACUGGAGCUUUCAGAGAAGCACAGAGCGGCCAUGUUUGCUUUGCCACCAGAGAAAAAAUGGAAGCUUUACUGGAGUAAGAAAAUGGAUGCAGACGGGGAAAAAGGAGCAACUAGCUGGCCUGAAUUUUACAUUGACCAGCUGAACUCAAUGGCCGCUAGGAAGCCACUGCAUGCAUUGGAUGAAGAGGAUCAAGGCAGACUAAAGGCUGUUGAUGGUCUGAAAACAGCUCUGCGGACUCAGCCAAUAAGAUUCGUGACUGGCUUCCUUGAGCAGGAUGGCCUCUCCUGCAUCCUUAACUUCCUAAAGUCCAUGGACUAUGAUACGACGGAAUCCCAGGUUCACACGUCAUUGAUCGGCUGCAUCAAGGCUCUGAUGAACAGUUCUGAUGGCAGAACUCAUGUCCUGGGACACCCAGAGAGCAUCAACAUCAUUGCACAAAGUCUAGUUGCAGAAAAUAUAAAAACCAAGGUGGCAGUCUUGGAGAUCCUCGGUGCUGUUUGUCUCGUCCCAGGAGGUCAUAAGAAAGUCUUGGAGGCGAUGCUGCACUACCAGAACUUCGCCUCAGAAAGAACUCGAUUCCAGAACCUGAUGACAGACUUGGACCGGUCCACAGGUCGAUACAGGGAUGAAGUCAGCCUGAAGACGGCCAUCAUGUCCUUCAUCAAUGCUGUACUCAGUCAGGGAGCUGGGCAGACCAGCAUGGAGUUCCGGAUCCAUCUGCGCUAUGAGUUUCUGAUGUUGGGCAUCCAGCCAAUCAUGGAUAAGCUUCGGUCCCAUGAAAACAUCGCCCUAGACAAGCACAUAGACUAUUUUGAGUCGUUGAGGAAAGAAGAUGAGCUUACGAUGGCUAGACGUUUUGAUGGCAUCCACAUCAACACUAAGAGCGCGAGCCAGAUGUUUGAUUUGAUCAGGAAUAAACUAAACAACACUGAAGCUUACCCUCACCUUCUGUCUGUGCUGCAGCACUGCCUCAUGAUACCAUAUAAUAACAGCAGGACCACGCUGCAAUACUGGGUGCUGUUGGACCGCAUAAUUCAGCAGCUGGUUCUGCAGACGGAUAAAGGUGAAGACCCAGACAUGGCCCCACUGGAGGACUUCAAUGUAAAGAAUAUUGUGCGCAUGUUAGUUAAGGAAAAUGAGGUGAAAAGGUGGAAAGACGAUGCAGAUAAAAUGCGAGAAGAGACAAGGACGCUGGAAAAACGCUUGGACAAGAAAGAGAGGGAGUGUGAGGCCAAGAAUAAAGAGAAAGAAGAGCUGAUGGAGACAGUGAACAACAUGAAAAAUAAGCUUGAGCGAGAGACCAAUGAGCACAAACGGACUAAGCAACAAGUGGAGGAGCUUAACGCUCGCUUACAGCAGUUCAGCUCUAGCUCUAGUGUUCCAGGAGGGCCUCCAGUCACUUCUGGUGGUUUUGUUUCAUCUGUAUCUUCACCCAGUUCCCCUGCUCCUCCACCUCCUCCGCCUCCUCCACCUCCUCCUCCAGGUGGUCCGCCAGCCUUUGGCGUGGCUCCUUUAGCCCCUCCUCCUCCCCCUGGACUUCCUUUAGGGAUGGCAGAAAAGAAGAAAAACAUCCCUCAGCCAUCCAGUCCCCUGAAGUCAUUUAACUGGAGCAAACUACCAGAGACCAAGAUAGCAGGAACAGUCUGGAAAGAUAUCAAUGAUGAGGAUGUGUUCAAAGUUCUGGAUCUUGGGGAGUUUCAGAAGACUUUCUCAGCUUACCAGCGAGCAACAAAAGAAACUGGAGGAACUGAAGCUGUUAAAAAAGUCAAAGAACUGUCAGUGAUUGAUGGCCGCCGAGCGCAAAACUGUAACAUCCUGCUGUCACGACUAAAAAUGACCAAUGAGGAGAUCUGCCAAGCUGUCCUGAGCAUGGACGAUCAAGAGGAGUUACCCAAAGACAUGUUGGAACAGCUCCUGAGGUUUGUCCCUGAGAAAAGCGAUGUGGAUCUCUUAGAAGAACACAAACAUGAAUUGGAGCGCAUGGCUCGACCUGACCGCUUCUUGUAUGACAUGAGCAGAAUCAACCACUACCAGCAGAGACUUCAGGCUCUUCACUUCAAGAAGAAGUUUACUGACCGAAUGUCUGAGGUCAAACCUAAGAUCAAAGCUCUCAGCCUUGCCUCAGAGGAGGUGGUCCAGAGCAAGGCUCUCCGUCAGCUGCUGCAGGUGGUUCUGGCCCUUGGGAACUAUAUGAACAAAGGACAACGUGGAAACGCCUAUGGAUUCAAGGUUUCAAGCCUAAACAAGAUGGUUGACACCAAAUCCAGCAAGGACAGGAACAUCACUCUGCUGCAUUACAUGAUCACUGUGCUGGAGGAUAAAUUUCCUGUAGCAGCAUCAUUCAGCAAGGAGCUGCAGAGCGUUCCAGAAGCUUCUAAAGUCAACAUGACCGAGUUAGAGAAGGAGAUCAACACCUUGAGAUCUGGUCUGAAGAGCAUUGAGGAGGAGCUGCAGUACCAGAAGAACCAGCCCACCCAGCAACCAGUUGAUAAGUUUGUGACCGUGGUCAGUCAGUUCAUUACCGUGGCAUCCUUCAGUUUCUCAGAUGUAGAAGAUUCGCUUCGAGAGGCUAAAGACCUGUUUGCAAAGGCGCUGACAUACUUUGGAGAGGAGUCGUCUAGCCAGCAGCCAGAUGACUUCUUUGGGAUCUUCAACACUUUCCUCUUGGCGUACUCUGAAGCUCAACAGGAGAACGAGGACAUGGUCCGCCGGCAGGAGGAGGAGAAGAAACGGGCACUCAUGGAGUCUCAGAUGAAGAAAGAGCGGGAGCAGAGGAUGAACAAGACCAAAGGAGUGCAAGAAGAAGGAGGAGAGUUUGAUGACCUUGUGUCUGCGCUGCUCUCAGCUGAGGUCUUCGACAGAGAUUCGUCCAAAUUUAACAAAAAAAAGCAGCGCAGUCCCAGAGAACUUGGCAGCCGAGAAAGACCAACGGCAAGCCUGAGCAAGUACCAGGACAAAUAAUAACCUGCAUGGGUUCCCUGGGUCUGUGGCUGAACUAGCAUCACAGCGAUUACAGUAUAAGACCAGUAAGUGGUUCACUGGGACUGAAACUGAACCUUAGGAUUUUUUUUUAAAGCACUGAUUGACUAGAAAUGACUCAGAAACAGGGAUGGUUGAUAACUAUUAGCACCUUGUUUUGACUGGAGUACAAUUAGGAUCAGAUAAACUUCCAGGGACCAGAACUUUUUAAAAAUUGGUUUCUCCAGAAACCAGUCAGCAUUCCAUUUUUAUUGUAACUCAAUUUCUUUAUUUUUUAUCAUCAAAAAACCAAGAAAGAGUUGAAACUUUCUCAUCAUCUCGAAUGUACCUGGAGCCUCAGAGAUGUUAAGGCUUUCAACACUCAAAGAAAUUGUUUUAAAAGAUUCAGGAGCCACUGAAACCUGGGGCCACACUAAAGGAUUAAUUCUAGAUUUUACCCCAAUUGGGGAAUUUAUGUAGUUUUUGCCAGUUGUGAUCAAUCUGCAGGGUGAGUCAGUUACAAAGUGUUAAUUUGAGUAAAGUGGAAGAUUUCAGGCGGUCAGUGUGUGACGGAAACAGACACAACCCACCCUGACCUCAGUCGGAGUCAAACCAACAUGUUUGGGAUUUUUAAAGGCAGAUCUAACAGAUAAGCACGACCUGAUGACUGAUCCAUCUACAAGAAAAGAGAAGCUCAGAUGUGGCAACAGCAUAGAGACAACUUUUUGACAAAGAAAGCUUUUUGAAACAAUGCACAGUUAUAAACAAAUUCAAUGAACUAAUUAACUUGGUAAUAAGACAAAAAACAAACAAGAAAACAACACUGAGAUGUUCAUAUAUUUACAAAUGAAUUUCAUAUAUUCAAUUGCAUCAUAGAUUUAAUAGGACUGAGUUUUCUGAUAAAAAUAUUUUGCACAUAAAAUGAACCUAUAUAUUAAAACAUUCUUUAGAUUUAUUAGCCAAAAACAUUCCAAACAUAAUAUUAUCUAUUAAAACAUGGUGAUAUUUUUAUAUUAAUAUUUAUAGUCCAAAACAGACACAGACACCCAACCACCAUCCAAGAACCUUAACGCCCGAUCUCUCCCUGGGCGCCGCACAAUGGCAGCCCACUUUUCCCUAAGGGGAUGGAUUAAAUGCAGAGGUAAAUUUAUCAUGUGUGUUCAAUUAUUAAUGUAUGUUAAAACCUAUUAAGGAUAUAAAAGCCUCCCUCAGAUAUUUACAAAACCAAAAGUUGAUUGUUGAUGGAUUUUUGAAAUAUUAUUGGACCAAUAUUUAAUUGAUUUGUAGAAGCAUUUGUGUUCUCAUCCAAUAGUUUGGCUCAUGAGUCGACUCUUGUCGGUCUUUUCUGGGUCAGAAACUGAAAAGUUUGUGAAACUCUGCACCAAGGCGUUGACUAGAAUUUGAAACGGCAUCUCUUUAAGUUUUACCCAAGUGUCAAAGACCUGUCUCUCCAAAGUCAAGCUCCACACACUCAGUUGGCUUUGAUUGAGAUAACAAAUGAUGUAGUCUGUGAUCUCUCUGCAGGUACAGCUGUGCCAAUUAUUCAUUUAAAAAAAAACCUUCUCUAAAUCUGUGAUAAAAUUCCCCAUCCUGACAUGCAAACCCACCUGCCUAUUCUGAGGUCAUUUUCUUGUUUUUCUAGUAUUUAUUGUUAGUUAAAGGACGGCCAUCAUGUUUGUGGUGUAAUCUGAGAUGUGAACUGGGACCUGAAUGCCAUCUUCAGAGCUGUCCAUAUGAUUCUAAAAGGGACGUGCAAUAACAGAACCAUCAGUUGAUUAUCAAUAUUUAUGUCCAACAAUAAUGGAAAUAAAUGUUCCAAGUUGAUGGUUCUGUAACAUAAAGUAAUUUAAGAGUUUAAAAAAGUAAAUAUUUAAGCAAUCUGCUGUAAAUAAUCAGUGUUAUAUUGUCCUCAUAAAAAGGUUAAAACAUGUUCUAAGUAUGAUCUAUACUGUAUCUGUUUCUCUUGUAAAAGGGUAAAAAAUAAUAGUGUAUCCUUUCUGUCUAUGAGUCACUCUC
Messenger RNA from Cyprinodon variegatus (sheepshead minnow), 5476 nucleotides. RefSeq names its product disheveled-associated activator of morphogenesis 1-like. Gene Ontology annotation, biological process: actin cytoskeleton organization. The record is from RefSeq and is a predicted model, not a curated record. Gene Ontology annotation, cellular component: stress fiber. Gene Ontology annotation, molecular function: actin binding; small GTPase binding. NCBI's taxonomy places the organism in Eukaryota, Metazoa, Chordata, Actinopteri, Cyprinodontiformes, Cyprinodontidae. The transcript has 26 exons. Bases 320 to 3463 code for a protein of 1047 amino acids.